Messenger RNA from Lepus europaeus (European hare), 1323 nucleotides. RefSeq names its product RLA class II histocompatibility antigen, DP beta chain. NCBI's taxonomy places the organism in Eukaryota, Metazoa, Chordata, Mammalia, Lagomorpha, Leporidae. Gene Ontology annotation, cellular component: MHC class II protein complex; membrane. The record is from RefSeq and is a predicted model, not a curated record. Gene Ontology annotation, molecular function: MHC class II protein complex binding. The transcript is spliced from 5 exons. Gene Ontology annotation, biological process: immune response; peptide antigen assembly with MHC class II protein complex; immunoglobulin production involved in immunoglobulin-mediated immune response. Bases 38 to 787 code for a protein of 249 amino acids.
GGCUGCUUUCUGCACCUUGCCAUCCUUCUGCAGCUCCAUGAGGCCCUGCAGGUCCCUGAAGACAGCGGCGCUGGCGGUGUUACUGGCGGUGCUGCUCCACCCUGUGGCCCUGGGCAGGGCCACUCCAGAGAACUACCUGUGGCAGAGACGCUUCGAAUGCUACGCCUCCAACGGGACGCAGCGCUUGCUGGACAGGUUCGCCUACAACAGGGAGGAGUUCGUGCGCUUCGACAGCGACGUCGGGGAGUUCCGCGCCGUCAGCGAGCUCGGCCGACCGGACGCCGAGUUCUGCAACCGGGAAUACCUGCAGCAGGCGCGGGCCGAGGUGGACAGGGUGUGCAGACACAACUACGAGUUGGUCCAGGGUCUCCCCGUGCUGCUCCAAGCCCAGCCCCGAGUGAGCGUCUCCCCAUCCAAGAAGGGGCCCCUGCAGCACCACAACCUGCUCGUCUGCCAUGUGACAGAUUUCUAUCCAGGCCACAUUCAAGUCCGAUGGUUCCUGAAUGGACAGGAGGAAACAGCCGGGGUCGUGUCCACCCACCCAAUCCAUAAUGGAGACUGGACCUUCCAGAUCCUGGUGAUGCUGGAAAUGACCCCCCACCAGGGAGACGUCUACACCUGCCACGUGGAGCACCCAAGCCUGGACAGUCCCGUCACUGUGGAGUGGAAGGCACAGUCUGAUUCCGCCCGGAGCAAGAUGCUUGCUGGCGUCGGGGGCUUAGUGCUGGGGCUCGUCUCCCUGGCAGUGGGCGUCUUCAUGCACAGGAGGAGCAAGAAAGGGCCCUGAUCGGACCUGAAGACUGUUUGGGGACAAGCUUUGUGCUCUUUCUCACUCCCAAUGGCUGACCUUCGCCCUCGCCCUCCCCUCCCCCUCUCCCUCCGAUCUGGGUUAUAAGGCGCCCAUUCACAUGGCACUGGUUUGAUGUUUAAAUUAGUAAAAGUAUGUCUUACCAUCACCACUAAGAAAUUAAAUGAGGAUCAAGGCCGGGACUGUGGUGUAGCACAUAAAGCCUCUGCCUGCAGUGCCAGCAUCCCUUAUGGGCGCUGUUUUGAGCCCCGGCUGCUGCACUUGCAAUCCAGCUCUCUGUUGUGGCCUCGGAAAGCAGUAGAAGAUGGCCCAAGCCCUUGGGCCCCUGCACCCACCUGGGAGACCCGGAAGAAGCUCCUGGUUCCUGGUUUCAGAUUGGCGCAGCUCCAGCCAUUGCGGCCAUCGGGAGAGUGAAUCAACGGAGGGAAGAUUUCUCUUGCUGUCUCUGCCUCUGCCUCUGCUCUGUCUGUGUAACUCUGACUUUCAAAUAAAUAAAUACAUUUUUAAAAAGGAAA